Bombyx mori (domestic silkworm) is the source of this 3112-nucleotide messenger RNA. Its product is annotated as nucleosome assembly protein. Gene Ontology annotation, cellular component: nucleus; chromatin. Bases 303 to 1433 code for a protein of 376 amino acids. The transcript is spliced from 10 exons. Lineage: Eukaryota; Metazoa; Arthropoda; Insecta; Lepidoptera; Bombycidae. Gene Ontology annotation, biological process: nucleosome assembly. Gene Ontology annotation, molecular function: chromatin binding; histone binding. The record is from RefSeq and is a predicted model, not a curated record.
AAAGACUCCACAAACGAAUGAAAACUGAAUCGAAAUUUUGCAACUUUUUAUCGUUUAAGUACGCAGACAGCCUGUGAAGUAAUUUAGAAUACAUGGUGAACUGUACGAAUGCCUCAACAAUGCGUACAACACAACACGGCAUAUUUGGGGCUCUACGAACUUGCGUUCUUUUGCUCUCUCUGUGGAGCAGUGAAACCCAACCAAAAGGUCUUUGAAACAUUUUUAAAUCAUUCGCUGACCGUGUCACGUCGCCAUCUUUCUUUUCGGAAAAUUUUGACGGCGGUGAGAGUGAAAUAUUAAAUAUGGGUACCGUCGAACGUUCUGGUGACGACCACACAUCCGAAAUGGAGUCUGCAGAAGAAGAAGAAGUCGUCGGAAGUGGUGAACUAGCGCAACACCUGUUGAAAAGUGGCGUGACCCGUAAUGAAAUGAUAGCGGCCAUCACAAAUCGCCUUCAUGCAGAAGCGAUGGCAUCCCUACCCCCGAAUGUUCGUCGGCGAAUCCGCGCCUUGAGAACUCUUCAGAAGGAGUUUGUCGACAUUGAGGCCAAGUUUUACAGUGAAGUACAUGCACUCGAAUGCAAAUAUGAAAAACUUUACAAGCCUCUUUAUGAAAAGCGAGCUCUUAUUGUGAAUGGCACAUAUGAACCUAAUGAUGAUGAAUGUCUCAACCCAUGGCGUGAUGACACUGAAGAAGAAGAGUUAGCUCGGGCGGUACAAAAUGCUGCCAUCACUGAGGGUGAGGAAAAGAAGGAUGACAAGGCUAUCGAGCCUCCAAUGGAUCCCAAUGUAAAGGGUAUCCCAGACUUUUGGUACAACAUAUUCAGGAAUGUCUCAAUGCUCAGCGAAAUGAUGCAAGAACAUGAUGAACCAAUUCUAAAAUGCUUGCAAGAUAUUAAAGUGCAAAUGCAUGAAGACCCCAUAAGCUUCACUCUGGAAUUCUACUUUGCUCCAAAUGAAUACUUCACAAAUACAGUACUUACUAAAGAGUACUUAAUGAAGUGCAAGCCCGAUGAAGAGAGUCCAUUAGAAUUUGAAGGUCCUGAAAUUUAUUCUUGCAAGGGAUGUGAAAUAAACUGGAAUGCUGGUAAAAACGUAACUGUCAAGACCAUAAAGAAGAAACAGAAGCACAAGUCCCGUGGGUCAGUUCGCACUGUCACUAAGUCCGUCCAAGCUGACUCCUUCUUCAAUUUCUUUAACCCACCAACUCUGCCGGAAGAUCCUAACUCUACAGUCGCCUCUGAUGUACAGGCGUUGUUGACUGCGGACUUUGAGAUCGGUCACUACAUCCGCGAGCGCGUCGUGUCUCGUGCCGUGCUGCUCUACACCGGCGAGGGACUCGAGGAUGAUGACGAUGACGAUUAUGAAGAAGAGGAGGAUUCGUACUCUGACGAAGACUCCGGUACCGAGGAAGUUUCCGACGUGGAGGAUUGAUACGAGACCGUCCCCCCUAGCCUUCUAUAAGCCUCAGAGGCAUUCGUCCGACUCGAUCGCUUGUAUUUAUUGCAACAAAUAACAUAGGAACCUCUAAAUAAACGCACACGACAUCGCUGUGCUGCUAGCUGUCGUGAUCAUAUCUGGCUCAUAUCAAUUGUAAACGAAUUCUAAAGAAUAGCGCGUCGGGCUCCUUGUAAAUCCCUAGUAUUUAUGUUUCUCGCUACAAGUUUCUAUGCAUGAUUUAUCCUUUGAUUAGAUAAAUAUGUUUUAGAAAUUGAUAUAAGGUCUAUUCCGAAAGAGCAGACUGCGAGAAGUGAUCGGUGCCUUCUUAAUGUGUAAUGCAUGUUUAAUCUUAGAUUUUUGUAAUGAUAAACUACUGAUGCAUUUCUAGUUAAACAAAUUCGUUUUUAUUUAUUAUACAGUCAUUAUAGUGUGUAUUUUUUUUUGUUCACGAGUUUUGCUUAUUCGUUUAUUUUUACUUUGAAAUUUCAUGUGAUAUUAUUAAUCUCUUAAGAUGAUUUGUUUCUUACUUUUAAUGUGUUGUCAUUCCAAUAGUACUGUUGCCGAGGCAGGCUUGUCCUUGAACCGGAAUAUUUGUUGAAUCUCUUAGUGCCAAAAUGCAUUUAAACAAAUUCAUCACUUCAGCAUUGCUAACUGUGAUCUAUUCAAUUUAUAUUUUAUGAUAACUUGACAAUAGCUAGGGAGUAUAGAUAUAUUUUUUUAUUUAUGUAACUUUCUAUUGAAGUUGGCAUAAUAAAGUUUAUGUAUGGCAGCCACUCAGGUAGUUGUACUUGGUUUUAAUGGCUUCUUAUGUUUUUGGCAUGAUGUCGUUAAUAGUGACAUUAAAAUUGUAUGCUUUUUACAAAUGUGUUUUAUUUCACCUCGUUUUGCAUGUUAGUUUUGACGGAGACGAUGCGGAUGGUUGCAGAAUUCACUUACACUGGUAAUGCAAUGUGCCGGUCGAUGUUUUAACCAUAACGCUGUUGUAUUUAGGAGGAAGAGGAAUGCUCGAUGGAGGAGAGCGAAGACGAUGAGCCGGCGCCUCGGAGACGAACCAAGAAACCCGGCAAGGGACCUGCCGAGAACCCCGCUGAGUGCAAACAGCAGUAGCUAUUUAAUUGUAAUGCAGUUCGAGUUUACCGGAGCUUUAUACAACAAUGAUUCUGGUGCUGAUUUUCCUGUUUUCUCUCUUGAGAAAUGAAUUUCGCAGUAACUUAGUCGACUGAUGGUAACAGUAAUAAUGUAUGUACCAGAAUAUUUUUGCUAAAAAAAGAAAUGUGAUAACGAUUAGCUUGGUUUGCACUUUACAACCAUCAGAACUUGUGCAGCACAUUCCUCAUAAUGGCAAUGACUGUACAAUUAUUUUGCCAUCCGCCUCUAUCAAAAUCACGGUGCUGCAGACUCAAUAGGAAAUAAAACCUAUGAUAUAGCAACACUAAUAACUACUCACGGUCUGAGAGACUUGUUAAGUUUCAUUUAAGAUAAUAAUAUGCUUUUGGGCCUUUUAAAUUUAAUUCAUUUGAUAAUAAUUUGCUAUAAUGACUCGUCCACAGGUAGGUUUAGACAUUCAAUAUUCAUCCAGUGAUUAUAUGUAAUUGUAAUAAAAUUAAAUGUUAAUCGCAUGCCGGCAAGUAGAAUAUUUGUACACAACGUUUUUAAUUAAAGUUUAAGAACUA